UAAGCCACCCCCGAUACACGCCGAGACGCCGAACACCACCACACACGCCAAAGAACACACACGAGUAGACAACCACUAGUCCAGUCUCCAGUGUCACUCGACCAGAGCACUCAGCUGGGUAGUAUUUGAAGGUAAUUUUACUUCCUCUCGUGGCUAUGGAGAAGCAGGAGAACGGAGGGGAGGCGCCGGAGCUGAAGCUGUUCGGGUCGUGGGCGAGCUCGUACACGCACCGGGUGCAGCUGGCGCUGCGGCUCAAGGCGCUGGAGUUCGUGUACGCCGAGGAGGACCUCGGCAACAAGAGCGAGGCGCUGCUGCGCCUCAACCCGGUGCACAAGAAGGUCCCCGUGCUCGUCCACCGCGGCCGCCCGCUCGCCGAGUCCGUCAUCAUCCUCCAGUACCUCGACGACGCCUGGCCGGAGAGCCGCCCCCUCCUCCCCUCCGACCCCUUCGACCGCGCCCUCGCUCGCUUCUGGUGCCACUUCGCCGACGAUAAGCUUGGGCCGGCGGUGGGGGCGGUGUUCGCGUUGACGGGGAGGGAGCAGGAGGCGGCGGUGCAGCAGGUGCACGACAACCUGGCGCUGCUGGAGGCGGAGCUCCGGGAGGGGGCGUUCAAGGGGCGGAGGUUCUUCGGCGGCGACCAGGUGGGCCUCCUCGACGUCGUGCUCGGGUGCGGCUCCUACUGGCUGGCCGUGUUCGAGGAGGUCACCGGCGUGCGCCUCGUGGACGCCGACGCGUUCCCGCUCUUCCACGCGUGGCUCCGCGACUUCGAGGCCCAGGAGGAGGUCAAGGAGACCAUCCCCUCCGUCGACCGCCUGCUCGAGUACGCCCGCGGCCUCCGCCAGAUGCUGCUCGCCCUCGCCGCCGGCGCCGGCGCCGGCGCCGCCGCAGCAGCUGGCAGCUCCCCCGUCACCACCGCCGUCGACGCGCCGGCGCCGGCAGCUCCACCAGCGGCCCCGCAGGCCGCGGCCGUGGAUAUAUAAUCCAAUCGCUGGGCCCGCGCGCCGUGCGUGCGCUACGUCGUCGUCGUAGCUCUGUGUAGUUUAGCAUCUGUGCGUGUGUCGUCGUGGAGUGCAUGUGAUGACUAGUGAUGCGGCCUAAAAUGCGCUGCUGUGCCGCUGUUGCUAGUGGCGCAGUCUGGGAUAGGUGUCGAGCUAAUCUCUCUUUUCUCCUGUGUGUUCUCUGUCUGUUGUUCGUUGUGCUUGUGCAAGGAAUCUAGCUUGUGUCAUCGUGUGUUUUUCCCUCUACUAUCUCGGUUGUAAGUCAGACCACGACGUCAGGCACAUGUGCGACGUACUGGUAGUGCGUAGUUAAUUUGUUUCGGUAAUUCAACGGCCUCAUGCAUGUCUCGAUGUAAA
This is a messenger RNA of Oryza sativa Japonica Group (Japanese rice), 1355 nucleotides long. Its product is annotated as glutathione transferase GST 23. Gene Ontology annotation, biological process: glutathione metabolic process. The record is from RefSeq and is a predicted model, not a curated record. Gene Ontology annotation, molecular function: glutathione transferase activity. Lineage: Eukaryota; Viridiplantae; Streptophyta; Magnoliopsida; Poales; Poaceae. Gene Ontology annotation, cellular component: cytoplasm.